UCCUCCUAGCUUCGGGGACAUGACCCCAGCACCUGCUCUCUAGGGCUCCCAUAGUUCGUGACUCAUUUGCCCACCCCGGUGGAGCUAGAGCCCCUUCCUCCCCCACCUCUGGGUCACUGAAGUGAGCCCGAAUCUCCAUCCCUGAUGGCCCAGGACUGUCUGUCGCCUUGAAGAUUGGACUUGGUGCCAUGGAGGGACGGACCCCGGGAGACAGGGGCCUUUCGGAAAAGCCGGUCCCCACGGCCGCCCGCCCCAGCCUGUCCUCACUGGGUGCUGUGUUCAUUCUCCUGAAGUCCGCGCUGGGCGCCGGCCUGCUCAGCUUCCCGUGGGCCUUCCACAAGGCGGGUGGGGUGGCCCCCGCUUUCCUAGUGGAGCUGGUCUCCUUGGUCUUCCUGAUCAGUGGGCUGGUCAUCCUGGGCUACGCCGCCUCCGUCAGUGGCCAGGCCACCUACCAGGGCGUGGUCGGAGGGCUGUGUGGCCCCACCAUCAGGAAGCUGUGUGAGGCCUGCUUCAUCAUCAACCUGCUCAUGAUCUCCGUGGCCUUUCUCAGGGUGAUCGGGGACCAGCUGGAGAAGUUGUGCGACUUCCUCCUGCCCGGCGCCCCGCCAGCCCCGCAGCCCUGGUACGCCGACCAGCACUUCACCCUGACGCUGCUCUCCAUGCUGGUCAUCCUGCCCCUGUCCGCCCCACGUGAGAUCGGGUUCCAGAAAUACACAAGCGUCCUAGGCACCCUGGCCGCCUGCUACCUGGCCCUGGUCAUCGUGGCACAGUACUACCUCGGGCCCCAAGACCUCGCUCGUGAGCCCCGCCCGGCGUCGAGUCCUUCCUCCUGGACCUCCGUAUUUAGUGUCUUUCCCACCAUCUGCUUCGGAUUUCAGUGUCACGAAGCUGCCGUGUCCAUCUACUGCAGCGUGCGCCCCCAGAGCCUCGGGCACUGGGCCCUCGUCUCCGUGCUGUCCUUGCUGGCCUGCUGCCUUGUCUACUCGCUGACAGGCGUGUACGGCUUCCUGACCUUCGGGACAGACGUUUCUGCUGACAUCCUGAUGUCCUACCCAGGCAACGAUGGGGUCAUCAUCGUUGCCCGGGUCCUCUUCGCUGUGUCUAUCGUGACGGUCUACCCCAUCGUGCUCUUCCUGGGGAGGUCGGUGAUGCAGGAUUUCUGGAGGAGGGGCUGCUGCUGGGCGUGUGGGCCCCAGGCCCUGGCCGAGCCCUCGGGGCCCUGGGUCCGGAUGUCACUGACCGUCCUGUGGGUCACCGUGACGCUCGCCAUGGCGCUGUUCCUGCCCGACCUCGGCGAGAUCAUCGGCAUCAUCGGCGGCGUCAGCUCCUUCUUCAUCUUCAUCUUCCCAGGUCUGUGCCUCAUUUGCGCCAUCAGCGUGGAGCCCGUAGGACCCCGAGUUAAGUGCUUCCUGGAGGCCUGGGGGGUGGUCUCCGUGCUCGUCGGCACCUUCAUCUUCGGGCAGAGCACGGUGGCGGCUGUCAUGGAGCUGCUCUGAGGGGCGGCCCGCGCCCGAGCAGGAUGGGGGUCUCCACGGCUGCCCUGGUCCGGCUGCCUGCAUCCAGCCGUGAGACCGAUGUUAUUUCAUCAUAAAGGUGCUGGAGAAACUGAUACGUUCUGCCUUCCCAGGCUGCUCAUUUGGGCUUCUACUGGUUCCCAGGGUUUCUGGUGCAGUGGUGAGGAGUUUCUUAGUGUCCUGGGCCCGCCCUGCAAAUGACCACAGACUGGGGGCUUCUAGCAACAGCAGUGCAUUCUCUCAGUCUGGAGGCUGCAAGUCGGAGAUCAAGGUGUGGGCUGGGCUGGCCCCCUCCCUCUGCAGGCUCUAGCGGGGGGUCCCUCCUGCCUCUUCCAGCUUCUGCUGGUUGCUGGCCGUCCUUGGUGCUCCUCGGCUCGUGGCUGCGUGCCUCAAUUUCUGCCGCCUCCCGCACGUGGCCGUCUUCCCUAUGUAUCUGUCUAAAUUUCCCUCUUUUAGGGCUCACCCUAAUUCAGAAUGACUUCAUCUUAAUUACUUAAUUGGGAUCUGCAAAUAUCCUAUUUCCAAGUAAGGUCACAUUCACAGUUUGCAGAGGUUAGGGCUUAAACUGUGUCCCCCAGAAAAAUAAGUUAAACCCAUAACUGGGAGGCAGGUGCUGAGGCCCAGAGAGCCCUGCUUUCGGGUGCUGGGAUCAAAGACACGAGGCAAGGGCAUUGCUCGGUGGGUGAGAGCCCAGAGGGCAUUUGGGGCGGCAUCCCUUGGGGGUGGCGGUGCCACGGCACGGGGGAGUGCCCAAGGAGAUGCGUGCCCCGAGCUGGCCACACAGCCUGUGCUUGGCCUCGCUCCAGUGUGGGGGGGACCCGAGGAGAGCCCCCCACCCCUUCCACUGGCUGGAGCUGAAGAGCCCGGAGGCCAAGUGCGCUGUCUGCUCCAUGGUUCCCUCCCGGCCCCGGGGCGAGGAACCACGCCUGCGGCUGCCUGCGGCUGAGGGGAGAGAUCUGCCCACGGCCGGGGAGGAGACGAGCACGGGGCCAGGGGCUCCCGCGUCGCUGUUCCCGGCACUGACCCUGCCCGGGGCCCGGCAACCCCUGGAUGGAGGUUGCUGGGUUCAGGCGGCUCUUCCUCUGCCCUGGGACACCUGCCAGGAGCCAGCAGUGCCAGAGCCUGCACGGGCUGACGUCCUUUAGACGCCUCCCUCCAGGUAGGCAGCAGCUGGGCCUUGUUGUCUCGCGUCACGUGUGUGUGAGGCUGGUGGUGAGAGAACCGUGUUAGAGUCUGGUUUUUUCCGGUUUAUCCAAUUGUAUUAAAUUGUUUUUUUGAGAUGUAAUUCACAUACCACGUAGUCCACCCUUUUAAAGUGUACAAUUCGGUGAGCAUUAGAUGUACAGAGUGGUGCAGCCAUCACCAAUAUCCAAUUCCCGUACAUGUUUAUCACCCCCAAAGGAACCCGGGACCCGUUAGCCUUGACUCCCCAUUCCUCCCUCUCUCCAGUUCCCCGUAACCAUGGAUCCGCUUUCUGUCUCCAGGGAUUUGCCCGUUCUGGACAUUCCACAUGAAUGGACGCAUACAAUACGUGGCCUUUUGUGUCUGGUUCCUUUGACUUAGCGUAAUGUUUUCAAACUCGCCCAUUUUCCAGGUGAGGCAACUGAGGCUUGGGAAACUCAAGGCCGCCUGUCCCGUGAGGUGCAGAGUUGGGUUGGGACUGAUUUUGGGUUAAAUUCCAUCGUCCAUUUUCUUUCCACUCCUAGGAGUGGCCAAGGGGGGUGGGAACUAGUUGACCCAGGGGGCGGGGAUGGGGCCCCUGCCCCCCAGUGCCCUGGCUGUUGGCAGACUCUGACCCAGUGAGGGGGACACAGGACCCUUCUCCAAGUGCUCUCUGACCAGCCCCACCACGACCUGCCACACCCUGCAGUAGCCACGGCGUCCUCCUGGGCGAGGGCCUCAGAACCGGCACAUGUGCUGGGAGAAUGGACUUCCUGGAGCAUUUGUCACCCCAGAGCUGGCAGUGGGUUUGGAUGGUCAGAGACGUAUCAUCUACACCCUGUGUGCUUGGCGCUGUGCUGCUGCCCAGGAAGGCUGGGCAGUGAUAGGACCCUUCAUGGAGGGUCCUAGGUAAGAACAAAGCAUGGCGGGUAAGGGUCGUGCCAAAAAGAGAGGCAGUGUAUGGAGUGGCUUUGGAGUGGGAUUACUGGUUGUGAAUACUGUCUGCCAUUUGCUUUCUCAAGAUGUGGAAAGUUCAUGAACCUCCUCUAAGAAUCAAUUUCCCCACCAGCAAGACAGAGCAGCCUUAUUGCGAAUGAGGCAAUGUGGGCUUACCGUGCGAGAAGUGAAGGUGAUCAUGUACCUACAGCAGCUGGUGGGGGACCUAAGCAAUGGUAGUUUUCUUUCCAGAAAAGCUAGGUUGGGAGUAUUAGGAGGUGAACACUGAGCUUCCUGGCAGCUGAGGGAAAAAGGGAAAUACGAGAACCAUAGGGCUUACGCCAAAGCCGGAAGCACAUCAGGGAGGUGGUGGCCUGGCACUGAUGCUAAGAGAUGAGGGUGGGGCUCUUGCAGGGGUGACAGGUAUCACCCCUGGAUACGAUCGUUUCCAUCUCUCUGACAGGUAGACGGGAUUCUCAGAGGACUGAGGCUCAGAUCAGCCAUGAUCACGCAAGGAUGUGAUGCAAAGAAAGGCAGUCUGGGAUGCCGCCCUC
This is a messenger RNA of Physeter macrocephalus (sperm whale), 4165 nucleotides long. RefSeq names its product solute carrier family 38 member 8 (gene SLC38A8). Bases 189 to 1496 code for a protein of 435 amino acids. NCBI's taxonomy places the organism in Eukaryota, Metazoa, Chordata, Mammalia, Artiodactyla, Physeteridae. Gene Ontology annotation, molecular function: L-amino acid transmembrane transporter activity. Gene Ontology annotation, biological process: amino acid transmembrane transport. The transcript has 11 exons. The record is from RefSeq and is a predicted model, not a curated record.